Messenger RNA from Perognathus longimembris pacificus (Pacific pocket mouse), 1675 nucleotides. RefSeq names its product platelet derived growth factor receptor like (gene Pdgfrl). Bases 27 to 1151 code for a protein of 374 amino acids. The record is from RefSeq and is a predicted model, not a curated record. Lineage: Eukaryota; Metazoa; Chordata; Mammalia; Rodentia; Heteromyidae. The transcript is spliced from 6 exons.
CUCGCCCCGCGCUGCCCGGCUCCGAGAUGAAGGUCUGGCUCCUGCUCGGGCUGUUGGCCGUGCACCAGGCUCUGGAGGAUGCUACUGCCCAACAGCCUCCCAAGCACAAGCAACCAAAGGAGCAAGGAGAGAAUAGAAUCAAGCCUACUACCAAGAAGGUGAAACCCAAGAUCCCUAAGGUAAAGGACCGGGACUCUGCUGACUCCACACCAAAGACUCCAUCUAUCAUGAUGUUAGUGCUAGAUAAAGGCCGCUUCCAGAAACCAUCUGCUACCCUCAGUUUGAUGGCAGGACAAACAGUAGAGCUUCGAUGUAAAGGAAGUCAGAUUGAAUGGAGCUAUCCUGCCUAUCUCAACACCUUUAAGGACUCCCACCUCAGCGUGAAGCAACAUGAGCGCUACAGCCAGCUGACCCUGACCAACACCACCUCUGCUGACACAGGUGAAUUCAGCUGCUGGGGACAGCUGUGCAAUGGCUACAUUUGCAGGAAAGAUGAGGCCAAAACAGGAUCCACCUACAUCUUCUUUACAGAGAAAGGGGAACUCUUUGUGCCUUCUCCCAGUUAUUUCGAAGUUGUCUACCUGAACCCCGACAGACAGGCUGUGGUUCCUUGUCGAGUGACUGUGCUGUCAGCCAAAGUCUCACUCCACAGGGAGUUCCCUGCCAAGGAAGUCCCUACCAAUGGGACAGAUGUUAUUUAUGAUAUGAAGAGAGGCUUUGUGUAUCUGCAGCCUCGUUCUGACCACCAAGGGGUGGUCUACUGCAAGGCGGAAGCUGGGGGCAAAUCUCAGAUCUCCGUCAAGUAUCAGCUGCUGUACGUAGAAGUUCCCAGUGGCCCUCCAUCCACCACCAUCUUGGCCUCCUCAAACAAAGUGAAAGGUGGGGAUGACAUCAGUGUGGUGUGCACUGUCCUUGGUGAGCCUGACGUGGAAGUGGAGUUCAGGUGGAUCUUCCCAGGGCAGAAGGAUGAAAGGCCUGUGACAAUUCAAGACAGCUGGAGGCUGGUCCACAGAGGGCUUGGACACACCACAAGACUCUCACAGAGUGUCAUUACCAUUGAAGACUUCGAGACCAUUGAUGCAGGAUAUUACAUUUGUACUGCUCAGAAUCUCCGAGGACAAACUACAGUGGCUACCACUGUUGACUUCUGACUUGGAAAGAAAGAGAAGUAGGUGAAUGGAUGGAAAGCCCAUUGGUACACACAGUCCGCUUUGGGGGUUCUUGAUUGGUGCCUUGCCAGAGGCCAGUGUCAAUGCCCACACUGACAUGUGAUGCAGACAGACAUCCGACUAAGAGGAAGUCAGCCUAUUAAUAGCAGCGUUAACCUUUUUUUUUUUUUUAACAGAAAGCAUGCUUUCUGAUUGCUUGUCUACAAUUCAUGUGUUUCUAGCUUUUAUACAAAGAAAGCACAUGUCAACAACUUUAUAUAACCAUUUCUAUUUUCUAUUAAAUGUGCAAGUUUUUGUAAAAAAUAAAUGGGUUGUGUGUUUUUUUAAGUUCAGAAUGACUUUUUGGCAGUAGUAUUUGGGUCAAUACCUAGUACUGAUGUAAAAUGUUGAAGUGUCCACUUACCCACAAAUAGCUAGCUGGAGAUUAUCUACUGUGUAGACAUUAAUUUUCUUUAACAAAAUAGAUGCAGAUCAAGGAAUCUAAAAUUACUUUAUCAAGGCCUAUC